AUGGCCUCCGACUUCGAUCCCUUCACUCAGAAUCUCAUCUUCCAUCAUGCGGAUGGGACUCCGUUCCCGGUUCCUCUGGCAAGUUUGAACGACUUCAUCCAAUAUGGCAUUCGGAUCUGCAUCAACUAUGGGGCGCAGCUCGGUGCCUCCAUCAUCCUCUUUGUGAUUCUGAUGCUCCUGACGAGGCCUGAAAAGCGCGGGUCGCAUGUGUUUAUCCUCAAUAGCUUGUCUUUGUUUUUCAACAUCGGACGACUGCUGUGCCAAGUCAUCUAUUUCACGACCGGCUUCGAGAAUCCAUACGCCCUCUUUGCCGAGGACUACUCGCGCGUUGGGGCCAGCGCCUAUGCAGACUCCAUCCUCGGCGUUGUCCUGACCUUCUUGAUGCUGCUCUGUAUCGAGGGCUCUCUAGUGCUUCAGGUACAGCUCAUCUGCGUGACGCUGCGUCGUAUGUACCGGCGAGCGAUUCUCGGCUCAUCAAUCCUCAUGGCGCUGAUUCCCAUCGGAUUCCGACUGGCGUAUACCGUGGAGAACUCCAUGCAGAUCCUAGGCAAGCGGGUAUUAGACGACAUCCAGUGGCUGGAAAGCGCUACCAACAUCGUCAUCACGGUCAGCAUCUGCUUCUUCUGUGCCAUUUUCGUCACCAAGCUGGGAUUCGCUAUCAAACAGCGCGAGCGGCUUGGAGUCAGAGACUUUGGACCAAUGAAAGUCAUCUUCGUCAUGGGAUGCCAAACGCUUGUCAUUCCAGCGCUGUUUUCCAUCCUCCAGUAUGCAACCACCACGCCGGAACUGUCUUCCAACGUGUUAACUCUGGUCUCAAUCUCGCUCCCGCUGUCGUCUAUCUGGGCAGGCUUCUCCCUCACCAAGAAAGGCCCUGCAUUCCACUCCUCUUCUUCUUCUUCCGCCCGCAACCUAUGGAAUAUGCUCUCUUUCCAGACCUCCGGCAGAGGGGAGACGACUAUCGCCUCCCAGGCAGCUCGCACCCACUGUUUCAGCGACUCCCGUCCCAUCAAGGAGCACUUUGAUCUUGAAUCCGGAGGCGGGAUCUCCGUCGAGCAUGAUAUUUCAGUACAUAGUUACCAUAAGAGUACGACUUCGGAGGCAGAAGGGGUUUAG
Messenger RNA from Penicilliopsis zonata CBS 506.65, 1113 nucleotides. RefSeq lists its product as hypothetical. Gene Ontology annotation, cellular component: membrane; G protein-coupled receptor homodimeric complex. The record is from RefSeq and is a predicted model, not a curated record. Gene Ontology annotation, biological process: G protein-coupled receptor signaling pathway. Gene Ontology annotation, molecular function: pheromone binding; mating-type factor pheromone receptor activity. NCBI's taxonomy places the organism in Eukaryota, Fungi, Ascomycota, Eurotiomycetes, Eurotiales, Aspergillaceae. The transcript is spliced from 2 exons. The coding region runs from base 1 to 1113 and encodes 370 amino acids.